AUGAACAUAAUGAGGAAACAGAUCAAAGCUCUACCGAAUUCCGACACACCAACAGCUACAACGGCUCGUCCGACAUCUGGAGUUCAAGUUCCCACGCGAAGAAUAUAUGUACAACGGAUGGUGGUUGCUAGGAACGUACCUGAUCAAUCAAUACCCAAGCCACCACCUUGUCCUUCAGAACAAGCUGAGCGUCCUCAAACUUCAAACCAAGAUCAAGUGAUCUCUAACACGGUAUCCGAUGAUCAGAAUCAGGAAUCGACCAAUCAGACACCGAGUGGCAAUCGAUCAAGUGUGUCGAUCAAACAAGCUACCAUGAUUUCACGACUUUUAUCUGUUGCUGCAGCUGCAACUGCUUCUUCUCUAUUACCUAACUCGAUUAAUCCAGAUGGAACGACUAUCUCUAACGCCACCCCUCCUAUAGAUUGA
Melampsora larici-populina 98AG31 is the source of this 426-nucleotide messenger RNA. RefSeq lists its product as uncharacterized. The coding region runs from base 1 to 426 and encodes 141 amino acids. The transcript has 2 exons. The record is from RefSeq and is a predicted model, not a curated record. Lineage: Eukaryota; Fungi; Basidiomycota; Pucciniomycetes; Pucciniales; Melampsoraceae.